GAUUUUUUUUUAUUUUAGCGUCAAAGUCUUGAGUUUAUUUUGUCGGCUCAGGUUAUUUGAUUAAAUUAAAUUGUAAUUAAACUUUAAUAAUAUAUAUAAAUUGAAUAUAAAUAUAUAUCAUUUAAUAAAAGUAUAAUUUCAUCAGUAGUUUAAUCAAUAGAUAAUUUAAAGCUAAAUAAAUAUUUUUUGACAGAAUUUUUUACUAAAUCUAUAAAAAUUAUUUAAAAUUUGUAAAAUGGAAGACAGCACGAGUUAUGUCAGAGAUGAAGAUGAUAUUUGCGCAACAUUAAAUUUAGCGAAAUUAAAUGAAUCGCAAGUUAAAAAAAUAGGCCAAGUCCUGGACUAUCAUCAUGGUUUCAACACCAAGGACAUUAAAUUGCUGGAGCUAGAUAAUCAUUUGUUGGAAACUCUUGAGCAAGGAAAAAGUUUAUUUUUCAAAGGACAAAAAGAUGAUGUUGCACUUCUGUGCACUGACAGACGCACUUACAAAAUUGAAGAGGCUGAAACAUCGAACUCGUUAUUGCUCUGUUCGAAUUUAAAACUUGCCAAAGAUAUUCCUAAGUCUGAUGGUGGGAAUAUAGAAAUAGAACACGUUGCUGCACGAGGUAUUUUUCAUAAUUACUUUGAGGUUUCAACUUGUAAACCAGAAGUGGGAAAAUUAAUCACUUUAUUAGAGCCAACGUCUUUUAAGGGACCAGAGUAUGAAAAAUAUAUUGAUAAAGAUAAUUUGUAUGAUUGGAAUAAACUUAUAGUUUCUAUCCAAGCCAGUGAGAAAGAAUUAAAAGAUGCAUUGAUCCAGUACUCAAUUGCUUCACUCGAUGGCUACUAUAGAUUAAUUUCAUUUGAAUUUGAAACCAAAGCGCUAACAAUGAUGCUGGAUUUUAUGGAAGAAAAUUCAUGGAAGAUAAAUAAAAUAAAUAAAGAAGAAACUCAUCAGGCAUUGAAGGAUUUGAUUCCAAAGCCAAUAUUUGAAAUAAUUUUUAAUAAAUACGCAAAUAAAAUUAGUAAUGAUGAAUGUGAUGAAUUGUAUACAUAUGAUGAGAAAAAAGUUUGCAGAUGUUUAGCUCAAGUUUUAUUAGCUAGUUCACCUGUUAAUGACUACAAUCGUUUUAUGGAGGCUUGGAAAAUGGGUGUACCUGAAGAUAUUAAUCCAAAAUUAGAGUACUUGUAUGGUACAGCGGUUGUAGUAUGGAAUUCUGAUAAACAAAGAAAAGAUAUCGUAUCGUUUCCAGAAUCUAAACUUUCUGAUAAUAUAGUAGAGCGAUUCAAUCAAUUAUUUAAAAUUAAAAAUCGAUGGACUGCGGAAGAGAUAAAGCCGUACAUAUCAAACUUGUCAACUUCCAACCUCAGUGUUGAUUUCUUAUUGACCAAACAUACUCGAUCGUUGACAGUAAAUGGAAUCAAAUAUUACAGUUCAAAGUAUAAGUAAAUAGUAAUUAAAAAUUAAUUAAAACAUAUAGAUUAUAUAUUUAUUAAGAAAAAAAGUA
Microplitis demolitor is the source of this 1487-nucleotide messenger RNA. RefSeq names its product sister chromatid cohesion protein DCC1. Lineage: Eukaryota; Metazoa; Arthropoda; Insecta; Hymenoptera; Braconidae. Gene Ontology annotation, cellular component: chromosome, centromeric region; Ctf18 RFC-like complex; nucleus. The record is from RefSeq and is a predicted model, not a curated record. The transcript is spliced from 7 exons. The coding region runs from base 236 to 1429 and encodes 397 amino acids. Gene Ontology annotation, biological process: mitotic sister chromatid cohesion; maintenance of mitotic sister chromatid cohesion.